Messenger RNA from Colletotrichum truncatum, 1797 nucleotides. RefSeq names its product isocitrate lyase. Gene Ontology annotation, cellular component: mitochondrial matrix. Gene Ontology annotation, molecular function: methylisocitrate lyase activity; isocitrate lyase activity. NCBI's taxonomy places the organism in Eukaryota, Fungi, Ascomycota, Sordariomycetes, Glomerellales, Glomerellaceae. The record is from RefSeq and is a predicted model, not a curated record.
AUGAUGCGAAGAGCUGCUGCGCGAGCAGUUUCCCGAAGGCUUCCCCUUCCCCGGCCGACGUCAACCCCAGCUAUCGCUGUACGCUGCAUCUCAACAUCCCGCAGAAUGGCUCAGGCCCCCACGAAUUCUUUCUCCGCCUCCCCGUCCAGCGAUGCCUUCCAGCUCCUGCCAGAAUCUCAAAAAGCUGGCGCCGCCGAAGAUGAGCUCUAUGAGGCCCAUAUCAAGGAGGUCGAGGCAUGGUGGCGAUCACCCAGAUACGAGGGCAUCAAGCGUCCCUACAGUGCUGCAGACGUCGUCUCCAAACGCGGAUCUCAGCAACAAUCGUAUCCGAGCUCUGUAAUGGCAAGGAAGCUGUUUAACUUGGUUCAGGAGCGCAUAGCAGAGGGCAAACCUAUUCAUACAAUGGGCGCUAUUGACCCCGUCCAGAUGACUCAACAAGCACCUCAUCAAGAGGUACUUUACAUCUCAGGCUGGGCCUGCUCAUCCCUUCUCACAUCCACCAACGAAGUUUCCCCCGACUUCGGCGACUACCCUUACAACACCGUACCAAACCAAGUGCAGCGUCUCGCAAAGGCACAGUCGAUGCACGACCGCAAACAGUGGGAUGCUCGACGGAAGCUUACACCGGAGCAACGUGCAAAGACGCCGUAUACGGAUUACCUGCGCCCCAUUGUUGCUGACGGCGACACGGGACACGGCGGCCUGUCUGCCGUCCUCAAGCUCGCCAAGCUCUUCGCGGAGAACGGCGCUGCAGCCGUGCACUUCGAGGACCAGCUUCACGGCGGCAAGAAGUGCGGUCACUUGGCCGGCAAGGUCCUGGUUCCCACUGGAGAGCACAUCAACCGCUUGAACGCUGCCCGCUUCCAGUGGGACGUCAUGGGAUGCGAAAAUCUCGUCCUCGCCCGAACCGAUUCCGAGAGCGGCAAGCUCAUCAGCAGUGCCAUUGACGUGCGUGACCACGAGUUCAUCCUCGGAGUUGCCGACCCGACCCUCGAGCCCCUCGCCGAGACUAUCCAGGCCAUGGAGGCCAAGGGUGCAGCUGGUGCUGAGAUAGAUACUUUCGAGGCCAACUGGGUCAAGAGCACCAAGCUUGUGACCUUUGACGAGGCGGCGGUCGCACACAUGCAAAAGGAAGGCGUCUCGCAAGACAAGAUCGACGCGUAUCUUGAGACGGUCCGUAAGCAGCGGGACCUCGGCAUCACCCAGCGCCGCAAGCUCGCCAACCAGCACACCAAGACGCCCGUUUUCUUUUCUUGGGACAUUCCCCGCACGCGCGAGGGCUUCUACCACUUCCGCGCCGGUAUGGAGGCUGCGACGAAGCGCGCCAUUGCCUUCGGCCCCUACGCAGACCUCCUGUGGGUGGAGACCGGUGACCCGAACGUCGAGGUUGCUUCCAAGCUUGCCAGGGCCGUCCGUGAGGUUUACCCCAAGAAGGGUCUGGUGUACAACCUCAGCCCGUCGUUCAACUGGAUGGCGCACGGCUUCACGGACGAGACGCUGAAGAGCUUCAUCUGGGACAUCGCCAAGGAAGGAUUCGUUUUGCAGCUCAUCUCGCUGGCUGGUCUGCAUUCCAACGCAACCAUUACGAACGAGCUGGCGCGGGAGUUCAAGACCGACGGCAUGUUGGCGUACGUGAACCUUGUGCAGAGACGCGAGAAGGAGGGCGGCUGCGAUGUAUUGACGCACCAGAAGUGGAGUGGCGCCAGCUACAUUGACGGCAUCCUCGGGGCGAUCCAAAGUGGUAGCUCGAGCAGCAAGAGUAUGGGCGAGGGCAACACGGAGAGCCAAUUCCACUGA